AUGCUCCCCUGCGGCGUGGCGACGGCUUUGGCUUUUCUCGCCUCGGCCCUGCUCUCCGUCGGUGCCCAGUACGAGAAGUACAGCUUCCGAAGUUUCCCCGUCGGCGAGUUGAUGCCCCUGGACUCCACGUACGACUACGCGCUACAUCAGUACGCCGCUCGUAAGUGGGCCGACAGCGUCAAGUACCUGGAGCACAGCCUGCGACUCCACCGGCUUCUUCGGGACAGCGAGGCAUUUUGCGGCCGCAACUGUAGCGCCGUCAGCCGGGGAGACGACGACGGGGAAGACGACGUACGCCUCCGGGUCGUGCGCCACAUCCUCCUGAGGGCGGCGUGCCUAAAAAAGUGCAAGGCUGACUUUCCCGUCUUUAAACUCCCUCGCCCGCGCCGGGAACUCCUGGAGAGCUUCGAGAAAAGGACGCCGUAUAAAUACAUUCAGUAUGCGUACUACCAGCUGAACAACUUGGAGAAAGCGGUGUCGGCGGCUCACACAUACCUGAAGAAGAACCCCGAAGACCCCUCGCUGACCAAGAACAUGAACUACUACAAGACACUGGUGGACGUGGAGCCCUACCUCAUCGACCACGAGGAGCAGCCAUAUGAGAGUGUGUUCGUGAAGAGCGCCAAGCUUCACAAUAGCGGCGACUUCAGCGGCAGCGCUCGCCACAUGGAACAAGCGGUGGCCUUCUACUUGGAAGCAUACGCCACCUGUGCGGCCGCCUGCGACGGAGCCUACGAGAUCCUCGAGUUCAAGGACUUCUAUCCGACGCUCGCAGAUCUAUACUUGGAGGCGCUGAAGUGUAAAGUGGACUGCGAGCAGCAGUUGACCCCCAGCGUGGGGGGCUUCAUUGUCGACAAGUUUGUGGCCACCAUGUACCACUACCUCCAGUUCUCAUACUACAAACUAAACGACGUCAAGAGCGCCGCCCCGUGCGCCGCUAGCUACAUGCUUUUUGACCCCGACGACCAGGUGAUGCGCCAAAACGUGGACUACUAUCACUUCUACCGGGAACAGUGGGGCCUGGCUGAUGAAGACUUCCGUCCGCGGCCCGAAGCCUGGAGAUAUUUCAACCAGACCACCAAGCAGAAGGAGAUGCUGCACUUUGCCCUCAACUACCUACAAACAGAAGAUGAGGGCGAAGUAAGCACAGAAGCAGCGGUCAUGUCUCGGCGUCCCGACGCCGAGUUCGAGGGGGUUGGAGACUACGAGGAAUCCCUGGUGUCCGAGUGGUGGCAGGAGCCAAAGACCAAGUGGGACAUGGGCGAGGUGCUUGACUGA
Nerophis lumbriciformis (worm pipefish) is the source of this 1278-nucleotide messenger RNA. Lineage: Eukaryota; Metazoa; Chordata; Actinopteri; Syngnathiformes; Syngnathidae. The record is from RefSeq and is a predicted model, not a curated record.